AUGGCAGGUUCUAAGGACGCCAAGCGUCAGGAUAGGAUACGUCGUCGUGUUUUCCAUUUUAUGGCCCGGGUCGUCGAUAAGUAUUCCAAGAAGGACAAAAACGACGAGAACAACAGGAGCGACAGAAACAACGAGAACGAUACAAAAGACGAGAAAGGCGAAAUCGACACGAACGACACAAACGAUACAAAUGACAAGAACGAGAAUAACGAGGAUGAGGAGAACGAGAAUGACAAGAACGGCAAGACGGAGACACACGCCCCACAAGCCCCGCCUCCCUUGGGAUUUCUAAGUCUCCCUGCCGAGCUGCGUAUUAGUGUAUACGAAUUCAUCUUCAAGGAAGUCACCUUCUGGCUAUUCCUCGACCGCUCACCGGGCGACCGAGUCAACAUUCGCUUCCGCAAAAACCGCUCAGGUGUCCCCUUAGCAAUGCUACAGACAUGCAAGACAAUAGCCUCAGAGCUCCGCGGCGAAAUGUACCGUAAAGCACGGGUGCAAGUAGUCAACAGCAUGCCCCCGGAGCAGCUGGCCAAGCUACAUCAGGAGCACUACUACCCGCGGGUGGACGAACACGCGGUCAAGUGUAUGUGCGCGCCUGUGCGCACAUUCUUCGCGUCGGUGGAUGUGGCGGCGCAGUCCGCCGAGUGGACGCACCUGUUCUACAAGCAGGCGAUGCCGCUACUUCGCGUGAUGAGCCUGAUGCCCUGCCUGCGCCAAUCUGCUCUCUGCCUCAUGUUUCAUCGCGGCGAGGCUGACCCUCUGGAUGCGAGGCCGAUGAUAAACCACUUAAGCAAGGUGGCCUCGCUGAUGUUCUCGAGAAUGGUCGAGCGGGUGCCGCAUGGCGUGCUGAAGGACUACUUUAUCAACAAGGAGAUAGUUGAACCAGACCGACUGGAGUAUUGCUUGCAUAUGUUUUGGAAGGAGCCGGAAGGGGAUAGCUUGCCUGCUGCCAAUGAAGACAGCGCUGAGAGCGAGCCCCUGGGGUUGUAUGCCCCGACGCUGUCGCGUGAUGAGUAUGAUCACGAGGAACCGAAAAAUCUUGUUAAGGAGAUGAAACUGACCCAGCCAAGGCCACCGCGCGCAUUGUUAGACUUGUGUGAUGGGUGGCAUGGACCGCCGAGGCGGAAGGACACAGACGAACGGCUGGGUACGCCUGCGAAUACGCCUGCAGAUACACCGGCGGUCACACCUGCGGCCACACAUGCGGUCACACCUGCGAACAUACCCGUGGACAUACCGGUCGAUACACCCGCAAACACACCUUCAGACACAUCCACGGGCAUACUUGCGGAUACACUUGCGCGCACACACGCAGCCAAACCUGCUACGGACACACCUGCUAGGGAUACACCCGCGAAGAGAAAACAUCCUUUCCGGAGAAGGAUCUGGCCAAGUAGACCUAUCAGCUAG
Molecule: messenger RNA, 1410 nt
Organism: Aplosporella prunicola CBS 121167
Lineage: Eukaryota; Fungi; Ascomycota; Dothideomycetes; Botryosphaeriales; Aplosporellaceae
Exons: 2
Coding region: 1-1410 (469 amino acids)
Source: RefSeq, a predicted model, not a curated record